GUAAUUAGGGACAGCCUCGGCGUGUAUAAACGUCACUUGCAGCAUUCAUGCUUCCACUGCACUUUGCAAGUACGGAAUUAACUUAUGAAGUCGCACUCAGUCGUCAGUGCAUUACUCUGUCCUCUGUCCGGCUUCUCAUCUGUUGACUUCAGGAUCGUCUCCCUUCUGUCAUCCAGCCACAUCGUUGACAGGGAAAACAUGUUCUAAUGACUGUCAUCGGAAAAUAGACGUGACAAACAGGAAUAGAACCUAUGCAUUUAAAUGAUCAUCUUGGCUGUUCACAUGCAAAAUUAUUAAACUCACACUGAGCUUAUAGGAUGGAGAACAAGGCCAUGUACUUGAGCACCUAUCAGGACCGGGACAACGGCUCGUUCUACGAGGAGGCCUACGACGGACGGAACCUCUCCAAACUCAACCUGUGCGAAGAGUCCUGUUCUACAAAGAGGAGAAAGGGAGAUAGCUGUUGUGGCCACCUCAACUCCCUGUCGGCCAUCAAAUAUGCCAUCGUGUCAUUGUACAUCCUGGUCCUCUUGAGCAUCCUGGGCCUCUGCAUAGCAGUGUCCAGAUCUCAGGUGUCCUCGGAGAAGCAGGAGGCCCUGAUGGAGAACAUGACCAGGCUGGGCGAGCGCUCCCGAGACCUCCAGGAGUCCGUGGGCCAGCUCUCGUCGCAGGGCGACCUGCUGGAGAACAUCUGGAAGCUGGAGAGCCUCUUCCAGAACCACACGGAGACGCUGGAGCAGCUGAGCCGCGCCAUGCAGGGCCUGGAGCGGGACGUGCGCGGCCUGCAGGAGCACGCGGUCCGGACGGACGACGCGGUGGAGCGGCUCGGCCGCCGGCUGGAGGUCACGUCGGGCCCGAGGAACGGCAGCGCCGUCGGCGGCGGGAGCGUGGAGGCUCAGCUGGCCCACGCCGCCAGCCUGCUGCAGGCCCAGGACGCCCUGAUCCACGAGACGUCGCAGCGCGUGGACCAGCUGCGGGAGCGCGUGGAGGACGUCGGGUGGAUGGUGGGCGCCGUCAACCACACCUUCACCGGCGAGGUCAGCGUCCACCGCACCAAGAUCCAGGACCUGCAGGUGCAGAUCAGCAACGUGACGCACGACACGCUCACCAUGAAGGUCAUGCAGGUGCACCUGGAGGACCAGAUGAGGAACGAGUUCGAGAUCCUCAACGUCAUCACGGAGGACCUGAGGCUCAAGGACUGGGAGCACUCGGUCGCCCUCAAGAACAUCACGUUAAUAGAAGGACCAAUGGGACCAAAGGGAGAGAAGGGUGAUGACGGCUCUCUGGGCCCAGUCGGUCCACCUGGCCUGAGUGGACUAAGAGGCGUGGAGGGAGAGAAGGGCAUCCAGGGUCCCCGCGGGCUGAAGGGAGCCGGUGGCCUGGACGGCGUCGACGGCCAGAAAGGAGAUAUGGGGCUGGAGGGGCCCAAAGGUCAGAGGGGAGAGAGGGGGCCCAAAGGAGACAAAGGAGACCGCGGCGACAGAGCCGGGGAGAGAACAGUGGAGGGGACGUUGGUCAGGCUGGUGAACGGCUCCGGUCUUCACGAGGGCCGAGUGGAGGUAUUCCACGAGCGGCGCUGGGGCACCAUAUGUGACGACGUCUGGGACAAGAAGGACGGGGACGUGGUGUGCAGGAUGCUGGGCUUCCGAGGAGCCAAGGAGGUCCACAAGACCGGACGCUUUGGCCAGGGCACCGGGCUCAUUUGGAUGGACGACGUGGCCUGCGUUGGCACGGAGGACACCAUUCACCAGUGCAAGUUCUCCGGGUGGGGCCGGACCAACUGUGGCCAUGUGGAAGAUGCGGGGGUGACGUGUAACACCUAAAAGCAGCAUCCACCCCCCUGCACCACCACCACCACUGCCGACGCCCCGUGAAACCCCCCCCCCUCCACUCACCUCGCCUUGCUCCCCCCUCCUACGUGUUUUUGGAAAGGCCAGAAUGAACUAACUUGUUAUGUGGCAGGAGCGUGACUUGACAGCCCAGGGCGAGGCGCAUCAAAGACGCCCCGCACUUCCUGGUCCGCGCCGCGCGAAUCGAUAUGACAGCUUCGAGAAAAGCGUUCACCGACAACAGGGCCCCGCCGGGGGACCUCUGGGUCAGCUAUUGUCUUUGGACAGAGUCGGUGUCGCCAUUGGCUGGCACAACCAAAAAAUGCAACACAAAAAAACCUGAGUCUCUUGCCAAGAAGAUCCGACCAAAAUAAUGGGCAGUAACACACGGUGACCCGGUUGGGGAUAGAAGCCAGCGUCACAAAGGGGGCCGAGUGGGAACAAGCGCCGUGCAUGGCUAAUGGAUGUGAGCUUCAGAGAGCUGUGUGUGUGUGUGUGUGUGUGUGUGUGUGUGUGUGUGUGUGUGUGUG
Molecule: messenger RNA, 2359 nt
Organism: Sardina pilchardus (European sardine)
Lineage: Eukaryota; Metazoa; Chordata; Actinopteri; Clupeiformes; Clupeidae
Gene: scara5
Product: scavenger receptor class A, member 5 (putative)
Exons: 9
Coding region: 318-1823 (501 amino acids)
Biological process (GO): iron ion transmembrane transport
Cellular component (GO): dendrite; synaptic cleft; terminal bouton
Molecular function (GO): ferritin receptor activity
Source: RefSeq, a predicted model, not a curated record